This is a messenger RNA of Sphaerodactylus townsendi, 2787 nucleotides long. It is a transcript of the gene MTMR1, whose product is annotated as myotubularin related protein 1. The record is from RefSeq and is a predicted model, not a curated record. Gene Ontology annotation, biological process: phosphatidylinositol dephosphorylation. Gene Ontology annotation, molecular function: phosphatidylinositol-3,5-bisphosphate 3-phosphatase activity. The transcript has 18 exons. The coding region runs from base 100 to 2217 and encodes 705 amino acids. NCBI's taxonomy places the organism in Eukaryota, Metazoa, Chordata, Lepidosauria, Squamata, Sphaerodactylidae.
CGCCGCCAGGUGACAGUUGGCUGCCUGGCUGUGGCCGCCUCCGCAGGCGCGAGGCCGGGGAGAGGCGCUGUGCUCGCUCUCUCGCGCGGCGCCCUAAACAUGGACGGUAGGGCGGCUUCGGCGGCGGGACCGGGGCAAGCCGCCGUGGAGAGCGGAGGCGGACCUGCCCGGAGACCCACCCGCUUGGUAUCGGGGGCGGCGGGGCCGGCGGCGGCGGCGGGGGGCGCGAUAUCGAGCGCCGCUGGGUCUCGCCAGCCCAGCGUGGAGACGUUGGACAGGAGUUCUAGGUUGCAUACCCGCCCCACAGGAUCCCAUGUUGAAUGGUGUAAGCAACUUAUCGCUGCUACAAUUUCUAGUCAGAUUUCAGGUUCUAUGCCCACAGACAGUAUAUCCAGAGAGUACAGGGUAUACAGGAGGCCUACUGUAAGGGAGAUACAGGAUGGACACAAUGGUUAUCCUUCUGACGCAGAAGUUGAUCAGGCAUUGAGAGAUGGAAACAAACUCGCCCAGAUGGAAGAGGCUCCACUUAUUCCUGGAGAAUCAAUUAAAGCUAUCGCUAAAGAUGUCAUGUAUAUAUGUCCAUUUAUUGGAGCCAUCAGUGGUACGAUGACAGUGACAGAUUUCAAAAUGUAUUUCAAGAAUGUUGAAAGGGAACCCCAUUUUGUACUUGAUGUUCCUCUUGGAGUGAUAAACAGGGUUGAAAAGAUUGGAGUGCAGAGCCAUGGAGAUAACUCUUGUGGUAUAGAAAUUGUUUGCAAGGAUAUGAGAAAUUUGCGGUUUGCCUACAAACAGGAAGAACAUAGACUGGAGAUUUUUCAGAACCUUAUUACACGAGCAUUUCCUCUUUCUCAUGGGAUGCCACUGUUUGCAUUCAGCUAUAAAGAAAAAUUUCCUAUUAAUGGCUGGAAAGUUUAUGAUCCUAUGGCGGAAUAUAAAAGGCAGGGAUUACCAAACGAGAGCUGGAAAUUUUCUAAAAUUAAUAGUAUGUAUGAAUUUUGUGAUACGUAUCCUGCCAUCCUUGUUGUGCCAGCUAGUGUAAAAGAUGAUGACCUCUCUAGAGUAGCAGCAUUCAGGGCAAAAGGCAGAGUUCCAGUGUUAUCCUGGAUUCACCCUGAGAGUCAGGCCACCAUCACACGUUGCAGCCAACCUCUUGUAGGCCCAAAUGACAAACGCUGCAAAGAAGAUGAGAAAUAUUUGCAAACAAUCAUGGACGCCAAUGCUCAGUCCCACAAGCUUUUCAUCUUUGAUGCCAGACAGAACAGUGUUGCAGAUACAAAUAAGGCAAAAGGUGGGGGAUAUGAAAGUGAAAGUGCCUAUCCAAAUGUCGAGCUGAUCUUCUUGGAGAUCCCAAAUAUCCAUGUGAUGAGAGAAUCACUUCGCAAGCUGAAGGAAAUAGUUUACCCUACAAUUGAUGAGUCUCGGUGGCUGUCCAAUGUGGAGAGUACUCACUGGCUGGAAUAUAUACGGAUGCUUCUUGCUGGAGCAGUGAGAAUUGCUGACAAAAUUGAAUCGGGUAAAACAUCAGUGGUGGUGCACUGCAGUGACGGCUGGGAUCGUACCACUCAGCUUACCUCUUUAGCCAUGCUCAUGUUGGACAGCCAUUACAGAACCAUUAAAGGCUUUCAGGUUCUCCUAGAAAAGGAGUGGAUGAGCUUUGGACAUCGGUUUGCCAUGCGAGUAGGCCAUGGAGACGAUGAUCAUGCUGAUGCCGACAGGUCACCGAUCUUCCUUCAGUUCAUUGACUGUGUUUGGCAAAUGACAAAGCAGUUUCCAGCAGCCUUUGAGUUCAACGAACUGUUCUUGAUCACCAUUUUGGACCAUCUUUACAGCUGUCUCUUUGGCACCUUUUUAUACAACUCUGAACAUCAGCGAAUUAAAGAGGAAAUUGCUGCAAGGUCCGUCUCUUUGUGGUCGUACAUUAAUAGCCAACUAGAUGAAUUCAGUAACCCUUUCUAUGUAAACUAUGAAAACCACGUUCUCUAUCCAGUUGCCAGUCUAAGCCAUUUGGAACUAUGGGUAAACUAUUAUGUGCGGUGGAAUCCACGAAUGAGGCCCCAGAUGCCGGUUCACCAGAAUCUGAAGGAGCUCCUUGCCAUCAGAACUGAACUUCAGAAGCGGGUGGAGGAAUUGCAGCGAGAAGCAGCUACGCGCUCCAUUUCUUCUUCAUCAGAUAGGGGGUCAUCUCCUGUAGCCACACCCGUACACACCUCUGUCUGAUGCGUGACUGGAAUCAAGGUACGGCUCUGUUACAAAUGCAUUCUGGCCCGCCGAAGACUUCCGUGCCCACUGAGGGUUGUGGGGUGCUGACACCUGAUCCUGCUGACCGUCUGUUAUGCUGAGGCCGACAAGUGUUUCCCUGUGUGCAACACUGUAGAGAGGAUGGUGGUUGCUAGUUUCCCUGUGUGUCUUUGAUGUGUUUAACUGAAUUUACAAUUGAAAAGUUAACUUCCUCUUAAAGCAACCUGCAACAGAACAGUCUGAAGCUGGGGCUCCAUCUGUCAGGCAAAAGGUGCAUUUGGCACCCUGCUGCCUCUCCCAGUAAGAAGCCCCCCAGGGAUGGUCAAGCCUGCCACGAACCAGAACAGAGCGAUAAUUUCUGACUGGAACCUGCCUGGUUCCUUGGUACUUAAUAUAAUCAUUGGAUGGUUGUUGUUGGUUUUUAUAAUUCACAGCAAAUAUUAUGUUCCGUGAAACAGUUGAAGAUAAACUGAUGCACUUUGAAAUGAGUUUAAUUUUUAAUACUACAGCCAGUUUUAUAUUUUGAAUAAACACGCCAUUUAAAAUGAA